This is a messenger RNA of Periconia digitata, 758 nucleotides long. Lineage: Eukaryota; Fungi; Ascomycota; Dothideomycetes; Pleosporales; Periconiaceae. The record is from the annotation of a GenBank genome assembly.
CCCCAAGAACCACAACACUUCACUGUUUGCUAUCGUACUCAGUACACCGCGCUUCCAAACGAAACCGACCCUAUCAACUACACUCUUCUCAAUACAACCCACCGGGCGCGAGCGCGCCACAAGAUCACCCUCGCCUAUCCAAUCCACUCCACCGCCAUCAACCAAACAAUCCACGACACCCCCUCAAAGCAACAAUGGCAACGCCAACACCAACACCAACAUCUACGCCACCCCUCCCCCUCCCCCUCCCCCCCUCGGAACGCCUCGCGCUCGAACAAAAAGCGCGCUACGACCGCCUAACCCGCAACCUCGCCAUCGGCGGCCUAAUAACCUGCCCAGUAAUCGCGCUCCUCCCGCCCCGAAAACUAGACCUCUACACCUUCUCCCUCGCAAUCGGCUUCUACCUGUCCGCCGACCACCUCGCGCAGUCGUCGACGGGCCGCCCGCUGCUCCAGCAAUUCAGCUUCACCAACCCCGUCACCACUCUGCCCACGGAGCGCGCGGAGCGCAAUCGCGAACUCCUCAAGGAAGCCGAGAGAGUGAGGAGGGAAGGGCUCGGGGAGUUGAAGGACAAGGAGAGGGAACGCGGCGUGCUUGAGAGGGUUUGGAUGGGGGGUGAGAGCGAGGGGUGGAAGGAACGCAGACUCGAGGAGGAGAGGAAGGCUUUGGAGGAGGGGAAGAGCUUUGCUGAUAUGAUUUUUGAGCAGAUUUGGCAUGUUUGGAAUUGGGGGGAUGAUAAGGAGAACAAGAAGGAGUAG